Mesorhabditis belari is the source of this 915-nucleotide messenger RNA. The record is from the annotation of a GenBank genome assembly. NCBI's taxonomy places the organism in Eukaryota, Metazoa, Nematoda, Chromadorea, Rhabditida, Rhabditidae.
AUGAACGAAUUCUCGAAAUACGAGACAGCGCUCGCUUCUCUCCGUUGCUAUGCCCGGAUGCAUAAUUACGAGUUCCGAAUAGCUGUUUCUGCGCAUUUUCUCCAAUGUUUCACGAGAGAUUUCAUGUUCGCUAGACAUUGCAUAGUGGCCGAGCAUCUUUAUAUAGCCGAUUACACGCUGUUUCUCGAUGCCGACAUGGCCGUUGUCUCUCCAAAAAGAAAAAUAGAGGAAUGGAUCGAUCCCCGUUUCGACUUAACUCUCUAUGAGCGCUUUAUCAAUUUUGAGAUUGCCGCCGGGAGUUAUAUUGCGAAAAAUACGAAAUGGACAUUUGAUUUCUUGAAAAAAUUUGCAAAAUAUGGAGAUGAAUUGGAGGAGAAAGUUGUUGGAUCGGAUAAUGCUGCUUUACACAUGUUUCUUGCUGAUGAAUUGUAUCCAGAAAUGAGAGACGAGUUUGAACCGUGUCGAAAAGCGCAACAAAAAGUGAAAUGGGGCAUCGAUUUGUACGUCUACGAGGUGUGCGUCAGGAUGACGAUUGGCAAUCAGUUGUACAUGAAAAAUGUGCGCAUGUUGAGGAAAGGAACAGGCUGGGUGAGAGAUGUUUGGUUGGCGGAUUCCCGUUGGAGUCCUGAUCGAGAUUUUAUUUUACACGGACUACAAGAGGCACGUGUCGAGAAUUUCACUGGGCAAUUUGUGGAAAGAGCUAAAUUACCAUGGAUGCGCAAAGCUUUCUACUACAAACUCUUCAACAAGAUCCCCGAUAUUCACAAAUGCUAUGAUCCGGACUAUGAUUUCGAUCUUGACGAGAGAUUCAUCAAAUCAAAAGCUGAAGUCGACGAGAUUCUUCGAGAAAUCAAAGCUGAUGUUGAUGAGUCAAAGUGGAAUUUCGCGGGGAUGUUGCCGAAUUUUAUCGAUUUU